AUGAUUACGCUUAAUAGGAAAUUGAAAAAGGAUCACCCUGCAGUGGAACCUACGAAUGGGUUGACUACGAACGAAUCAGUGGUGAGAAGAAUAUCAGUGAGGGAUAAAUUGUUGAUAAAAGAAGUGCAGGAGAUGAAUGAGAACCUUCCCGCUACGUGUAGUGUAUAUUUCGAAGACCCUAACGUGUUGAGUGAGUUCAUAUUGACUGUAGAACCAGAUGAAGGGUACUGGUUGGGAGGCAAGUUCAAAUUUAGUGUUUUUGUCACAGAAGACUAUAAUAUGGCUCCUCCACGAGUGAAAUGCCUGACAAGGUUGUGGCACCCCAAUAUAAAUGUGGAUGGUGAUGUCUGUCUGUCACUGCUGAGACAAACUUCUAUUGAUGAGCAUGGCUGGGCGCCUACCAGGAGGUUGAAGGAUGUUGUGUGGGGACUAAACGCUUUAUUUACUGAUCUCUUAAAUUUCGAAGACCCAUUAAACAUAGAAGCAGCGGAAAUGUACAACAAGGACAAACUUGAAUUUCAAUUUAAAGUUCAGGAAUAUAUUACAAAGGGCAAAAGAUGA
Spodoptera littoralis (African cotton leafworm) is the source of this 561-nucleotide messenger RNA. The record is from the annotation of a GenBank genome assembly. NCBI's taxonomy places the organism in Eukaryota, Metazoa, Arthropoda, Insecta, Lepidoptera, Noctuidae.